GAAAGCAGAGGAGGGAGAUCGGCUCAUUUAGCAGAAGAAUUUCCUUUGACAUUUCUAGAUUACGCAGCUCGACACUGGUUCUCUGCUGACUUACUGAGUGUGCAGCGAGGCAGUCACAGCCUUCAUUUGUCGCAAUGUCUGAGUUUAUUUUAGCUUUGGUAACAAUAUCAGGAUUAUUCCCUAUCACCAAGGCUGUGUCAGUUCGAGUUGAUAAAGACCAUAAAACAUGUGGACCAGCUGAAUUUCUCUGCCAUGACCACGUGACCUGUAUUUCACUGAACUGGCUCUGUGAUGGUGAACCAGACUGUCCUGAUGAUUCGGAUGAGUCACUUGAUCAGUGUAUUAGGCACUUGGAAUUCACAUGUCCUGUGAAUCACUUUGACUGUAUUGGUGCGAGAAGAUGUAUUCACAUGAGCAAACUCUGCAAUGGCAUAAAUGACUGUCCGGAUGGGCUUGAUGAGGGAUAUCAUUGUCGAGAAUUUGCAUCCUCUUGUGACGGGGCCCAUUGUCAGUAUCAGUGUGCGGUCACAAGGAAUGGUUCAACUUGCUACUGCAGUGAUGGUUACAAAGUGGCACAAGAUGGGAAAGGCUGUGAAGAUUUUGAUGAAUGCAGCGUAUACGGAACAUGCAGUCAAACUUGCAUGAAUAGAAAUGGGUCCUACACGUGUGGUUGUGUGGAAGGUUAUUUGAUGCAACCAGAUAACAAAACUUGUAAAGCCAAAAUUGAACCCUUUGAUUCACCACCUGUUCUUCUGAUUGCCAACUUCAAAAGUAUCGAGGUGAUGGGUUUGGAUGGAUCAGAUAUUCCCACACAGAAUUCCAUCAAUACUAAUGGACUCAUUGCAUUGGAUUUUAUUUAUGAUGAGGAGCUAGUCUGUUGGAUCACAGCUGAGGAAAUGUCCACUCAUACUGAACUGAAAUGUGCCAAGAUGACACCAUUGAAUGGAUUUGUUGAAGAGAAAGUCAUCAAUAUUUCACAAAGCCUCCACAAUAUUGAACAAAUGUCCUUGGACUGGCUUACUGGAAACUAUUACUUUACCGAUGAUGUCAGUGACCGAAUAUCUGUGUGCAAUCAAAAUGGGGUUACUUGCAUUACUCUACUAGAUCUGGAGCUGCACAGUCCCAAAGGGAUUGCCCUCGACCCAGCCAUGGGGAAACUCUUCUUCACUGAUUACGGAGAUGUUGCCAAAAUUGAACGGUGUGAUAUGGAUGGGCAAAGCAGAUCCAGGAUCGUGGACAGUAAAAUAGAACAGCCAUAUGCCAUCACACUUGACUUGGUAUCCAAAAAGGUCUACUGGGCAGAUGUUUAUCUUGAUUACAUUGAAGUGGUAGACUAUGAAGGAAGAAGCAGACAUACAGUAAUUCAUGGCCGUGAUGUGCGACAUCUUUAUAGUUUGACAGUUUUUGAAAACUUCAUUUAUGCCAUCAACUUGGAUAAUUUCACUGCUAAGUACAAAAUAAGCGUCACAAAAAUAAACAGAUUCAAUGGCACGGACAUCGAAACACUAGCGAAGCUGGAGAACGGUGGAGUUAUACAUGUCUACCAUAAACUAAAACAACCAUUGGUUAGAAGUCAUGCUUGUGAACUGGAUCUGCACGGCAAACCUGGAGGAUGCUCUGAUAUCUGCCUGCUCAGCAGCAGCCACAAAGCAAAAACAUGUCGAUGCAGGACUGGCUACAGCUUAGGAAACGAUGGGAAAUCAUGCAAAAAGCCAAAAAAUGAACUGUUCCUUUUUUAUGGGAAAGGCCGACCAGGAAUCAUUCGUGGAAUGGAUUUGAACACCAAGGCAACAGAUGAAUAUAUGGUGCAAGUAGAAAACCUUGUCAAUCCACGAGCUCUUGACUUUCAUGCGGAAACAAAUUACAUCUACUUUGCUGACACGACCAGUUUCUUAAUUGGACGACAAAAAAUCGAUGGCACAGGUCGAGAGACAAUCCUAAAAGAUGGUGUGGAUAAUGUCGAAGGUAUUGCUGUGGACUGGAUUGGAAACAACUUAUACUGGACCGAUGAUAGUUACAGGAAGUCUAUAAGUGUAGCAAGACUGGAAAAGGCAUCUCAGACCCGGAAGACCUUGGUGGAAGGUCAAAUGUCACACCCAAGAGCUAUAGUCCUGGAUCCUCUGCAUGGCUGGAUGUACUGGACAGAUUGGGAAGAAGAAGAGAUCGACAAUAUGACAGGAAGAAUUGAAAGAGCAUGGAUGGAUGGCUCCAAUCGACAACUCUUUGUAACAACGAUGAUGCUUUGGCCAAAUGGUUUAACAAUAGAUCUGACUACUGAGAUCCUAUAUUGGUGUGAUGCAUACUAUGAUCAUAUUGAAAGAAUCUUUUUGAAUGGCACAGGGAGAACGAUAGUGUAUGCUGGCAAGGAAGUGAAUCACCCCUUUGGCUUGUCACAUUAUGGAAAGUUUAUUUACUGGACUGAAUAUACAAAUGGAUCCAUUUUCCAGUUGGACUUGCUGACAAGAAACGUUACACUGCUUCGAAAGGAAAGACCACCGUUGUUUGGGCUGAGGAUUUAUGAUGUUCAGCAACAGUUACAAGGUGAAAAUUCAACUCGGGGAAACAAUGGUGGAUGCAAUGGCUUGUGUUUAAUCAUCCCUGGAGGCAGAGUUUGUGCUUGUGCUGAUGGUCAAUAUUUAGAUGAGGACAAUGUUACCUGCAAACUGAAGUCUGGCCCACCCAAUCAUCAGCAGUGCCAUUUUGGAGAGUUUGCCUGUAGAAAUGGAAGGUGCAUUCAAGAACGUUGGAAAUGUGAUGGAGAUAAUGACUGCUUCGAUGGUAGUGAUGAAAAUCAAGAUAUUUGCUACAAUAGUACUUGUCCUACUAAUCACUUUAGAUGCCAAAAUAAUCGGUGCAUCCCUAAAAGAUGGCUUUGUGAUGGAGCUAAUGAUUGUGCCAACAAAGAAGAUGAAUCAAAUGAAAUGUGUGCAGGGAAGACUUGCCAAUCCAGUCAGUUUUCCUGUUCCAGUGGACGUUGUAUCCCAAUGUCAUGGGUGUGUGACUUAGAAGAUGAUUGUGGAGACCGAUCUGAUGAAACAGCAUCGUGUGCAUUUCCUACCUGCACUCCGUUAAUGCAGUUCACGUGUAAUAAUGGAAGAUGCAUCACAAUUAAAUGGCGCUGUGAUUCAGAUGAUGACUGUGGGGAUGGUAGUGAUGAGGCAGGCUGUUCUCCUUCCUGUUCUGACGCACAGUUCAAAUGUGACAAUCGCCGUUGUGUUCCUGAGCACUGGACCUGUGAUGGAGAUAAUGACUGCGGUGAUUUCAGUGAUGAAACCAAUGCUAACUGUUCUGAACCAGCCACUAGAUCACCAGGUAUUUGUCACCGAAAACAAUUUCAGUGUUAUAUGGAUGGUAAUUGUGUUCCACUGCGAUGGCAUUGCGAUGGAGACUGGGACUGUGAAGAUGGUAGUGAUGAAAACAACUGCGCAGGGAAUACAAGAACAUGUGACUCGCAUUCUGAGUUUACAUGUAAAGACACAGGAAGAUGCAUCAAUAUAACAUGGGUUUGUGAUGGAGAGGGUGAUUGUGAAGACCACUCUGAUGAAGAGAACUGUGGAGCAUUUGCAUGUAAACCACCAUCCUAUCCGUGCUCUGGAAAUACAUCGAUUUGCCUUCUGCCAGAAAAGUUUUGCAAUGGGAAAGAGGAGUGUCCAGAUGGCACUGAUGAGAGUCCACUUUGUGAUGAGUGCUCUUUGAAUAAUGGAGGAUGCAGUCACCACUGUAUCUAUGUGACUGGGGAAGGGAUUAUGUGCUCCUGCCCUACAGGAAUGCAUCUGAGCUCCGACAAGAAAACCUGCAUUGUUCUUGAUUAUUGCAAAAAACAUAUUAAGUGCAGCCAAGUGUGUGAGCAGCACAAAAAGACAAUUAAGUGCUCAUGUUAUGAGGGAUGGUUGCUGGCCCCUGAUGGUUCUAGUUGCAUUAGUUUAGAUCCUUUUGAGCCAUACAUAAUUUUUUCUAUCCGUCACGAGAUUCGAAGGUUGGAUCUUCACAAGCAGGACUAUAAUUUACUGGUCCCUGGCUUGAGAAAUACGAUAGCAAUUGACUUCCAUUUCAAUCAGAGUUCUCUCUAUUGGACCGAUGUUGUGGAGGAUAAAAUUUACAAAGGAAAACUUUCUGAAGUUGGAGCUGUAAGCAGUGUUGAAGUUAUUGUGCAGCAUGGUCUAGACACUCCUGAAGGGUUAGCUGUCGACUGGAUUGCAGGAAACAUCUACUGGAUAGACAGCAAAAUGGAACAGAUCGAAGUAGCAAAACUAGAUGGGACCAUGAGAACUACUCUAAUUGCAGGCGACAUGGUUUAUCCGCGGGCCAUAGCUUUGGAUCCUCGAUACGGAAUCCUGUUUUGGACUGACUGGGAUUCUAGCUUUCCACGAAUUGAGGCGGCUUCCAUGAGCGGAGCAGGAAGGAAAGCCAUUUACGAAGCUUUGGGGACUGGCGGAUGGCUUAAUGGGUUGACAGUGGAUUAUCUUGAGAACAGAAUCAUCUGGAUUGAUGCUAUGUCUGAUGCUAUUUAUUCAGCCUUAUAUGAUGGAAGUGAAUUAAUAGAAGUCUUGCGUGACCAUGAAUACCUUUCUCAUCCUUUUGCUGUGACAUUGUAUGGAGGUGACGUUUACUGGACUGAUUGGAAGACUAACACCCUACUGAAAGCCAACAAGUGGACUGGCCAAAAUGUCACCGUGGUACAGAGAACCAGCGCUCGUCCCUAUGACCUUCAGAUUUACCAUCAGACCAGGCAACCACCAGCACCAAAUCCUUGUGAGUCUAACAAUGGCAAAGGGCCAUGUUCUCAUUUGUGCCUGAUUAAUUACAAUGGAACUGCUGCUUGUACAUGUCCUCAUCUAAUGAAACUGGCCCCCGAUGAAAAGAACUGUUAUGAGCAAAAGGAAUUUUUAAUCUACUCAAGAAAUUCCGAAAUCCGUGGAGUCGAUGUUGAUAAUCCAUACUAUAAUUACAUCACACCAUUUACUGACCCAGAUAUCAGUCAAGUUAAAACCAUUGAUUUUGAUGCAUCAGAAGAACGAAUUUACUGGUCUGAUUUGAAGCCCCGGUUUAUAAAACGAGCCUUCAUAAAUGGCACAGGAAUAGAAACAGUGGUCUCCGCAGACCUGCCAUAUGCGCAUGCAAUUGCUGUGGACUGGGUUUCCAGAAACAUUUACUGGACAAGUUCAGAUUUAGAAGAGGCUCAGGUUAACGUUGCACGAUUAAAUGGCUCCCUGCGGACCUCCAUAAUUCAUGGACUUGAUCACCCACAGUUUCUAGUAGUACACCCACUUAAAGGGAUACUCUGCUGGAUCGAUGGAAACAAUAUCAGCUCAGCAAACCUGGAUGGCAGCAAUAUCAAGAACCUUUUCAUGAAUCAAAGGGAACCAGUUGGUCUUUCAAUUGAUUAUAUCACAAACAAGCUAUAUUGGAUCAGUUCUGGCACCGGAACUAUAAACAGAUGCAACCUGGACGGAUCUAGUUUAGAAGUAAUCAGCUUAAUGGCACAGUACUUAACCAGAGCAACAGCCCUAGCAGUUAUGGGAGACAAGCUCUGGUGGGCUGAUCAGGCAUCUGGAUGGAUUGGAAUGUGCAACAAAGAGGACGGUUCAGAGCCUGUGGUCAUGAGGAAAAAUAUUGCAACUGUACUGCAUAUGAAAGUCUAUGGAAAAGAGACUCAACAAGGUACUAAUCUGUGCAGUGUUAACAACGGUGGCUGCUCUCAGCUCUGUCUGCCAGUCUCCGAAACAAGAAUAACAUGCAAGUGUACUGUGGGCUAUAGACUGCACAGGGACAAAAUGUCAUGUGCAGGUUUGGACUCUUUCCUGAUGUACUCUGUUCAUGAAGAAAUCCGAGGGAUAUCACUGGAACCCAAUGAUAGAUCAGAUGCCUUGCUGCCAAUAUCGGGGACAUCGCUCACAGUAGGAAUAGACUUCCAUGCAGCAAAUGAUACAAUCUACUGGACAGACAUGGGAAGGAGUACAAUUAACAGGGCUAAACGAGAUCAGACCUGGAGGGAGGAUAUCAUAACUAAUGGCCUUGGACGGGUUGAAGGCAUAGCGGUGGAUUGGAUAGCUGGCAAUAUAUAUUGGACAGAUCAUGGCUUCAAUAUAAUAGAAGUUGCAAGAUUUAAUGGGUCCUUUCGUUAUGUAGUCAUAUCGCAAGGGCUUGAUCAGCCGCGCGCAAUAGCUGUUCAUCCAGAGAAAGGGUUCAUGUUUUGGACAGAAUGGGGACAGAAGCCUUGUAUUGGCAGAGCACAGUUGGAUGGAUCAGAACAAGUUGUCCUCGUGAGCUCCAACAUUGUGUGGCCAAAUGGGAUUUCAAUAGACUUUGAGGAAAGUAAAUUGUAUUGGUGUGAUGCCCGCACAGACAAGAUAGAAAGGAUUGAUCUUGAAACUGGAGAAAACCGAGAGAUUGUAUUGUCAGGCAACAACAUGGAUUUGUUUUCAGUUGCAGUCUUUGGGGUUUACAUCUUCUGGUCUGACAGGGCACAUGCUAAUGGAUCCAUCAAAAGAGGAUACAAGAAUAAUGCAGUAGAUUCUGUAACCAUGAGAUCACAUCUCGGAGUAAACCUGAAGGGUGUGAAAGUAUAUAACAGAGCCAGAGAAAGGGGUACCAAUAUUUGCGCUAACAAUAACGGUGGAUGCCAGCAGCUUUGCUUAUACCGUGGAAAAGGUCAGAAAACCUGUGGAUGUUCCUACAGUGUCCUCGCAGAGGAUUCAGUCAGCUGUCGUGAUUAUGAUGGAUACUUACUCUAUUCAGAAAGAACAAUAUUAAAGAGCAUCCAUCUUACAGAUGAAACUAAUCUAAAUCCUCCAAUUAGACCAUAUGAAAAACCGGAAUACUUCAAAAAUGUGAUUGCCUUGGCUUUUGAUUACCGGCGAAAUACAAGGGGGACUAAUCGGAUAUUUAUGAGUGAUGUUCAUUUUGGAAAUAUCCAGCUUAUCAACGAUGACUGGACUGGCAGAAGAGUAAUUAUCGAGAAUGUAGGCUCAGUUGAAGGUCUGGCAUAUCAUAAAGCAUUGGAUACCCUUUACUGGACAAGUUCAACAACAUCGACUAUCACAAGGCAUACAAUUGACCAAGGCAGAUUUGGAGCUUUUGACCGAGAAAUCAUUGUUGAAAUGUCUCCUGAUGACCAUCCUCACGUACUUGCAAUGGAUGAGUGCCACAACUUGAUGUUCUGGACAAACUGGAAUGAACAGCAGCCAAGUAUAAUGAAAGCAACCCUCUCUGGAGGAAAUGUUCAAGUCAUUGUUAGCACUGAUAUUUUCACACCAAAUGGACUUACCAUUGAUUAUAAAGCAGAGAAACUGUAUUUCUCUGAUGGUUCUGUAGGAAGAAUUGAAAGGUGUGAAUAUGAUGGAACGCACAGAUACGUAGUUCUGAAAUCUGGACCUGGCACUUUUUUUGGCUUAGCAAUUUAUGGCGAUUACAUCUUCUGGACGGACUGGAUGCAGAGAUCUGUAAUGCGUUGCGAUAAAUACACAGGAGCAGAAGUUAAAGUGCUGCGUUCUGAUACAGCACAUCAGCCUAUGGGAAUUAUGGUUGUAGCUAAUGACACCAACAAUUGUGAGCUGUCUGCAUGUAAAAUAAUGAAUGGAGGUUGUCAUGACCUUUGCCUAUUGACUGCUGAUGGCCAAGUAAAUUGUUCUUGCAGGGGAGAACGAAUACUAUUAGAUGACAACAGAUGUGUUGCCAAAAAUUCAUCUUGCAAUAUUCAUACUGAAUUUGAAUGUGGAAAUGGAGAUUGUAUUGGAUACCAUUUGACAUGUGAUGGAAUUUUUCACUGCAAGGAUAAAUCAGAUGAAAAACAAUCGUAUUGUGCAAACAGGAGUUGUAGAAAAGGCUUUAAGCAUUGCUACAAUGGCCGCUGUGUGUCCAAUGCAAAGUGGUGCGAUGGAGUGGAUGAUUGCACUGACAACUCUGAUGAAGUAACCUGCAAUAAUUCCUCGUGCAGUGCAACUGAAUUUCGCUGUAGAGAUGGAACUUGCAUUGUCAAAACAGCACAGUGCAACCAGCUGAUAGAUUGUGCAGAUGCUUCAGAUGAAAUUGAUUGCAGUAACACGGACUGUACAGGCUUCUAUCGAGUUGGAGUUAAGGAAACAAAUUACAUAAAAUGUAACAGCACCUCACUUUGCAUCCUCCCAUCCUGGAUUUGUGAUGGAUCCAAUGACUGUGGUGACUACACAGAUGAAUUAAAUUGCCAAGCUCAACAUAAACUGAAAUGUAAGGAGCACUACUUUGCAUGCCCUAAUGGAAGAUGUAUCCCCGCAUUUUGGAUUUGUGAUAAAGAAGAAGAUUGUGAAGAUGGAGCUGAUGAAUCACAUUGUGAUUCCUUUUGUACAUGGAAUCAGUUUGAAUGCUCAAAUCACAAAUGUAUCUCUCAUCGUUGGGUUUGUGAUGGUGCGGAUGACUGUAGAGAUGGCGCCGAUGAAGAAGAUUCUCUUUGUGGUUCAGUUACUUGUGCUCCUGACCUGUUCCAAUGUCCCAAUACACACAUUUGUCUCCCAAAACAUUGGCUGUGUGAUGGGGAUAAAGACUGUCCAGAUGGAAGCGAUGAACUUUCUACAGCUGGUUGCACACAUAAUAGCACUUGUGAUAACAAGGCUUUCAGGUGUAAAAACACAUUAUGCAUUCCACAAUAUUUUAUGUGUGAUCAUGAUGAUGAUUGUGGAGAUGGAUCUGAUGAAUUUCCAGAGUGUGAGUACAAAACUUGUGAACAAAAUGAGUUUCAUUGUGCCGAUGGAAGAUGUCUUAUCAAUGCUGCUUGGGAAUGUGAUGGGGAUUUUGACUGUCUUGACCAUUCGGAUGAAGCACCCAAAAAUCUCAAAUGCUCAGGAGCAGGGAAAAAUUGCAACAGUUCUUUUUACCUGUGCAAAAAUGGGAAGUGUAUAAAUGAAACCCUUACUUGUGAUAAGAACAAUGACUGUGAAGAUGGAUCAGAUGAAAGCAAUUGUUUUGUCAAUGAAUGUGCCAAUAAGCGAAUCAGCGGGUGCUCGCAAGACUGCCAGGAUUUUAAAAUUGGUUACAAGUGCAAAUGCUGGCCUGGAUUCAGACUGAAAGAUGAUGGCAAAACCUGUAUUGACAUUGAUGAAUGUGCGACCAGCUUUCCCUGUAGCCAGCAAUGCAUCAAUACUUAUGGAACCUACAAGUGUUUGUGUGCUGAAGGUUAUGAAAUACGAGCAGAUAAUCCCAAUAGCUGCAAAGUUUUAUCAGAUGAGGAACCAUUUUUAAUUUUUGCUGACCGACAUGAAAUACGAAAAAUGAGUAUAGAUGGAUUCAACUACACAUUAUUAAAACAGGGGUUGAAUAAUGUUCAUGCAAUUGAUUUUGAUUAUGGGGACCAAUGUAUUUAUUGGGCAGAUAUCACCACUCAAGGCAGUACGAUAUCAAGGAUCCAUCUGAAUGGAAGCAAUCCUGAGGUGGUCCAACAUACAGGACAAGCCAUUCCAGAAGGAUUGGCAGUUGAUUGGAUUGGCAAGAAUCUCUACUGGUGUGACAAAAGCAAACUGACAAUUCAAGUCUCUAAACUUAAUGGACUUUAUCAGACAGUCCUUGUGAACACAGGCCUUAAGACUUUGAAGCAUCUAGUGAUCGAUCCUCGCAUUGGGUACUUAUAUUGGACCAAUCAUGGUGAAAAUCCACAUAUUGGUCGUGCUGGAAUGGAUGGAACUAAUCAAAGCAUUGUCAUAAAUGCAAAAAUCAUGAAGCCAAGUGGUCUGUGUCUGGAUUAUGUGAACAACAGGCUGUAUUGGGCCGAUGACCAGCAAGGGUACAUAGAGUUUGCUGACCUGGAUGGAUCCAAUAGACAUAGAGUUCAUAAUCAAGAUAUCUCACACGUAUUAGCGGUGACAUUAUUUGAAGACUACAUCUACUGGACAGAUUGGAAAACUAAGUCAGUCAGCCGUGCUCACAAAACCACAGGCUUGAACAAGAUUUCACUGAUCAGCUCAUGGCAUCAGAUAAUGGAUAUCCAGGUGUAUCAUCCUCACAGGCAACCUGAUGUUCCAGAUCACCCGUGCAAAAUAUUCAACGGUGGUUGUAGUAACCUUUGUCUGCUGUCUCCAGGAGGAGGAUACAAAUGUGCCUGUCCCACAAAUUUCUAUCUGGCUGCUGAUGGCAAGACUUGCCUUUCCAAUUGCACUGCAAGCCAGUUUGUCUGUAACAAUGAUAAAUGUAUUCCAUUCUGGUGGAAAUGUGAUACAGAAGAUGACUGUGGAGAUGGAUCAGAUGAGCCUGAAGAUUGUCCUGAAUUUAAAUGCAGGCCAGGUCAAUUUCAAUGUGGUACUGGAAUAUGCACUAAACCUGCUUUCAUCUGUGAUGGCGAAAAUGACUGUGGGGACAAUUCGGAUGAAGCAAACUGUGAGACACAUGUUUGUCUUCCAAGCCAGUUUAAGUGCUCACAGAGGAAGCGAUGCAUUCCUGUCAUCUUCAGAUGCAAUGGACAAGAUAACUGUGGGGAUGGAGAGGAUGAAAGUGAUUGCCCUGAAGUUACAUGUUCUCCAAAUCAAUACCAGUGUGCUGUUACCAAGAGAUGCAUUCCUGAAGAAUGGGUCUGUGACAAGGAUCAUGACUGUGCAGAUGGCUCUGAUGAAUCCAAUUGCACUCAGAUUGCAUGUGGCACAGAAGAUUUUCACUGUAAAGGCACAAGCAGAUGUGUUCCUGCACGAUGGAAAUGUGACGGAGAAGAUGAUUGUGGAGAUGGAUCUGAUGAGCCAAGAGAAGAAUGUGAUGAAAGAACUUGUGAACCAUAUCAAUUUCGGUGCAAAAACAAUCGUUGUGUACCUGGGCAUUGGCAGUGUGAUUAUGAUAAUGACUGUGGAGAUAAUUCUGAUGAGGAAUCAUGCGCACUGCGUUCAUGCUCCCUGAAUGAGUUUACCUGUGCUAAUGGCCGUUGUGUUGCUGCCAGAUGGAGAUGUGAUGGAGAUUAUGAUUGCUCUGAUAGCUCAGAUGAGAAAGACUGUGUAAUUAAAUGUAAAGAGGAUCAGUUCCAGUGUAAGCAUGGCCACUGUAUUCCUGUCAGAUGGCACUGCGAUGGAGAGACUGAUUGUCUAGACGGCAGUGAUGAGGAAAACUGUGAACAAGUGCAAACAACCUGCAAUGUAGAUGAAUUCCAAUGCAACAAUACACUUUGUAAGCUUGUAUCAUGGCUGUGUGAUGGUGAGGAUGAUUGUGGAGACAACUCUGAUGAAAAUCCAGAAAUGUGUGCAAAAUUUCAGUGUCCUCCCUCAAGAUCAUUCAGAUGUAAAAAUGGGAGAGUUUGCCUUCGACCUGAGCGAGUUUGUGAUGAAAUGAAUAAUUGUGGUGACAACACCGAUGAAAUAAACUGUGAUAAACAAAUUCAGAGGCCAUGUGGGAAGGAUGAGUUUACAUGCAGUAAUGGGAAUUGCAUUCCAAUAGAGCUACAAUGUGACAUGUUUAAUGACUGUUCUGACAGUGGAUCUGAUGAGCAAGGCUGCCUGAGAAAUUAUAAUGAAUUUAAUUGUGAAGAAGAACUAAAUCCUUGUGGGAAUGAUGCUUACUGUAACAGGACAAUUUUUUCACAUUUCUGUGAGUGUCGGCCUGGUUUUCAAAGAAACAAAGCUUCAAAGCAGUGUGAAGAUAUUAAUGAGUGCCUUCAAUUUGGGACUUGCUCACACUACUGCAAUAAUACUAAAGGAUCAUAUGCAUGUACAUGUGGAAAAAACUACAAACAUUCGUACAACCACAGCUGUAAAACAGAAGGUUCAGAACAUCAAGUGCUCUACAUUGCAACCAGAAAUGAAAUUCGCAGUAUAUAUCCAUUUGACCCCAACUCAGCCUAUGAACAAGUCUUUCAAGGAGAUGAAACUGUCAAAAUUAGUAUGAUGGAUGUGUACGUUAAAGGGAAAAAGAUCUUCUGGACCAAUGGGCACACAGGCAGAAUCUCCUUCAUAGACAUUUCAGACAAGCGAGAAAGUCAGACAAGUGAUGCCACUGACCUUAAUAUUCCUGGUUUCCAAGCACCACAGGGAAUUGCUAUUGACUGGGUUGCUGAAAAUAUCUACUGGACAGAUUCUUUCAAAAACGUCAUUUACGUGGCAAAGAUUAAUGGACAGAAGUACAAAAAACUUGUAUCCGGAAUGAUGGACAAACCUUGUGCUAUUGCUGUUGAUCCCAGCAGAGGAAUGAUGUAUUGGACAGACUACGGUAAACAACCCAAGAUAGAGCAGUCAGCCAUGGAUGGGACUUUGCGAAGAAUUCUCAUACAUAAGGACUUGCAAUGGCCUACAGGACUAUCACUCGAUCAUUUCAACCAGCGCUUAUAUUGGGCAGAUGCCAAGCUUUCAAUUGUGGGCAGUGUUCGCUUUGAUGGGAGUGAUCCUGUAGUCGUUGCCAACACAAAACAAGGUCUCCAAUCUCCAUUCAGCAUUGAUAUUUUUGAAGAUUACAUUUAUGGGGUGACACAUACCAAUAGUCGGGUGUUUAAAGUUCACAAAUUUGGAAGAGGUCAUCUUGAAUAUUUGGUAUCAGGUCUCAGUGAUGCUUCAGCCACAAUUGUAUUCCAUCAGUACAAGCAACAAGACUUACCAAAUCCUUGCAGCAAAAAGAAAUGUGAGUGGCUUUGUCUAUUAAAUCCCACUGGUGUAACAUGCUUAUGUCCAGAUGGAAAGAAUAUGAUUAAUGGAACAUGUAUUGAUGUAGAUUCUCCCACUGCACUCCCUUAUGGAAGUACCUGUGACCUAGUAUGCUUAAAUGGUGGAACUUGUUUUGUGAAUGAACGAGACCAGCCAAAGUGCAAAUGCAAACCUCAAUACGCAGGACAGGAAUGUGAAACUGACCAGUGCAGAGACUAUUGUCAAAAUGGAGGAAUCUGCUCAGCUUCUACAUUAGGAAAACCAGCCUGCCGCUGUCCAAUAGGAUUUACUGGCCCAACCUGUAGGCAAAGAGUUUGUGACAGUUUCUGCCUCAAUGAAGGGAUUUGUGACGUCAAUGCAGGAAAUCAACCUUUUUGUUACUGUCCGUCAGAUUUUACAGGAGACAGGUGUCAAUACAAUAUGUGCUAUAACUACUGCAUGAAUUUCGGAACCUGCAGGAUAAACGCUGAUGGUAGUGCUCGCUGCAUCUGCUUGCCACAAUUUGAUGGGCCAAAAUGUGAAGUGGAUAAAUGUACAGUGUGUCACGGUGGGCAGUGUGAUGUGGACAAAGAAACUGGCCAGGUAACCUGCAAUUGUACAAAUGGAAGAAUUGCAUCCAGCUGCCUGUCUUGUGAUGGAUACUGUUACAAUGGUGGCAUUUGCCAGCUGGGCCCACUCUCUGAAAUGCCCACAUGUGUAUGCACAGUGGGGUUUAAAAGUGAUCGAUGUGACCAGAAAAUUAACCUUUGUGAUUACUACUGCCAAAAUGGAGGGGUUUGCACUUUAACUGCACUUAAUGAGCCUCAGUGCAAGUGUUCAGAUGAAUGGUCUGGUACACAAUGUGAAAGACCGGCUCCCAAAAGCAGCAAAACAGAGAACACCAGAGGGAGAAAUAUUACUUUUAUUAUCCCUGUUGUUAUCUUAGCCAUUUUGAUUCUUGCAAUCAUUGUUGGAAUCGUCAUCUGCAAAAGAAGGCAACGUGUGAAAACAGUCCGGAGGCAUCCAUUGUCAAAUGGAGGCAUGAAUGUUGAAAUUGGAAAUCCGACAUAUAACAUGUACGAAGUUGACCGUAGACAUGAAAAUGCUGAAGGCCUGUUAGAUCCAGAUUUUACAUUAGAUCCAGAAAAGCCAACAAAUUACUCAAAUCCUGUUUACGCAAAACUCUACUUGGACGCAUCAAACUGCCGGAAUUCCUUAGUCAGCACAGAGGAAAAGAAAGAGCUGCUUCCAAAGAAAUUAGCAGACGGCCUGAGGGAGACAGUUGCUUAGAUUACCCUUUAGUCCUGUAUCUUUUUUAACCACUGUAUAAAUGUAUAAAGAAAGGAUUAAUUUUUCUAUGUAAUGACAGUGUUCUGAUUAUAUUUUUUUGCAUCAGCACUACCUGUGUUUUUGCGCUGAGGAUUCUUGACUGACCUUCUUUCCAAUGUUUCUGUUUAAUGCACUGGGAAGGCCACCUGCACUAAAUCACAUAAAACAAAGCUGCUGAUUGCAUCUCCCAUUGUAUUCAAUCCUGUACUUGGAGGGAGAAAACACACACAAGCCAAUUUUUUUCAGUUUUAUACCAGUUUGGUAUUUUCAUUUGGCACAUUUGACAAUCUCCACUGUUAAGUUUUCAGAUGAAUAGUUCUACUGGGUACUUUUAACAGUUAUAAAUAAACACCUUCAAGUUCCUAUUGGUUAGACAUUCUUUACGUUCUCCUUGAGGGAAAAUACUCACAUUUUAAGCAGUUUUAGGAGUUAUUUCCUCAAAAAAGUGUAUGGGGGUAACUAACAAAUUGAAGGCUCAUCCAAAUUUCAAGGUCUGACCGAACUGCUGGCUUGGUUCUUAUUUAGCUUUUCAUUGUUUUUAUGUUAAUAUAAUACUCUAUGUAGUCAAUGCUUGGUGAGUUGCAAUUUUACUUUGUUUUGUGUAAACAGUAGGGAGAUUUGGAUAUAUUUCUAUAAUAACUGGCUUGGUUUGAGAAAUUUAAAUUUUGCAGAUUCUAAUCAAGCAUUUAUUUAUCUUGUCUGAAGUCAAAUUAUUUGUAUUUGAACUUGUUAACAUAUAAUGGCCCAAAAUUGCUUCAAGUGGUGAUCAAAUGGUGCCACUGUACUUAAACUCCUUCCUUCCCAUUUUAAUGAUGAAGGAAAUUUGUUCAUGGAGUGUGAAUUGGAAAGAAUGUGAAACCCCCAGCAGGUCCUCUUGGGUCUGAGUGAAUAAGGCAAUAGGUUGAAUCUCCUUUAAGACAUAUCAAAUGAAAGCACGUUGAAAGCAAUAGCAUUGUGGGUAGCACAAUGCUUUACAGUACAGGUGAUCCUGGUUCAAUUCCUGCCACUGCCUGUAUGGAAAUUGUUAAUUCUCCUCAUAACUGUGGGUGUUUCCUCCGGGUGCCCUAGUUUCCUCCCACAAUCCAAAGAUGCACCGGUUGAUAGGUUAAUUCAUCAUUUUAAGUUGUCCUGUGAUUAGGCUUGGAUUAAUUUGGGGGAUUGCUGGGCAAUGUAGCUCGAAGGGCCUAUUCCACGCUGUAUCUCAAUAAAUAAAUAAAAAAUAAAUAUAAUAUAAAGACUACAAAAGACAUCUGUCUUAAAAUUUAUCCCAGGUAGAUCGUACAAUGCAUUAUUAAGCCCCAUUUCAUUCUAUUCACUCAACCUCUAAGUCAGCAGAGAAUAAUUAGUAUUAUCACCCUCUUCAAACCAUGCUUAUAUUUGAAAUUAUUAGAUUUAAUCUUCACAAAGCCCUUCCCCAUAAACCUGUAAUUACCGUAAUAUCACAAAAGUAUACAUGAAUGCCGAGCCAUACAAUAAAGUUAUUUUCUUCGAAAACUUACUUUAGUGCAGCACAUCCUCAGCAGUAACUUUUGGAGAAACACGAGACUGCAGAAGCUGUAAUCAGGAGCUAAAAACAAAAUGCUCAAGAACUUGGCAUAUCAAGGGGAUGGGAAGUGUCAACAUUUUAGAUCUUGGCCCUGCAUCAGGACUUUUGAAUAUUUGGAUCUUCUUCUUUGAUCAUCAUCGCUUAUCCAAAUUUGCAUGUAAGUAGUAACAAUUCCAUUAGCCACAUCAGUAUUUUUAUGUAAUUUUUUGCACAUUCCUUGUUAGCUUAUCAGAGAUAUAUUUAGCUUGCUUAUCUUGUAAAAUUUAAAUACUUCACUGACAUUGCAUACAAAGUUCACUGAAGCAUUCAAGUACUAAUAUCACACAGUGAGUUAUUCCUCUUGUUUCUCACUAAUUCUGAGCAGUCUUGAAAAUAAAACUAAGCCUGAAAAACCAGUAAGCCUAAACUUGUACUAUUGAAUGGAGCUUGCAUUCGGCUUUGCAUAAAACCAUGAUGCAUAAUCUAACAAAUAAUACAUUUAUGAUGUAUACACUUCCAAGAAGAAUCCCUUGUUUGUCACAAAAAAAACCUACUUCGGGAAUCAAACCAUAAGAUGAUGAGGAGGAUAAUCAGUCAUAAUCAUAUAGGUUAUCAAAACAGGCUAAGACUUUUGCAGAGUACUGUAUUUGUCAACGGUGAGCAGAAAGUAAAUUUGUAAAUCUGGCGGGAGUGCUAAGGGUGCAGUGCCACGGGAGGCAUGUUGGACAGAUGGCAGAGCAGGAGUGCCAGGGGCAGAGAGCUUCAUGGGUGCUGGCACACCCAGCCCUGAGACACCAGGCAAGGGCAUUUGAUUCCAAACAAUUGAUUUCUUGAUUAUCGCAGAAUGUCUCUCUAGUUCUUGCUGCUCCCUCCCCUCUCUCUUUCCCUUCUCCCAACCAUGAUUCCCCUCUGCCUGCCCCCUUCCCACUCAGUCCACAAUAGAGACCCAUUUCAGAAUCAGGUUUAUCAUCACUCACAUAUCUCAUGAAAUUGUUUUUUUUUGCAGCAGCAGCCGUACAGUGCAAUACAUUAAAAAGAAUUUUGCACUGUACUGUAUAUAAACCAAAGUGAUUGGGUCAGUUCUCAAGUUACGUAGGGCAUCGAAACAGGUUCACUGAGUCUGUGCCACCAUCAAAUAUUUAUUUAUACUGGUCCCAGUCUCUGGCACUUGGCACAUAUGCCUUCUAUGACAUUUCAAGUGUUCAUUUAUAAGAGUACCUGUCUCCAGCCCUUCAGACAGAGAUUUCCAAAUUUUGAGCAGUAAAAAUAUUCUUCCUGAAAUUCUCUCUCAAUCUCUUAUGCCUCACAUUAAGCCUAUGCUAUCUGUUUAUAGAUAACUCUGCUAGGACAGAAGAUUUGUCAUUCUCUUUUCCCUCUAUACCCUUCAUAAUUUUGUAUACCUUAAUCAGAUCCCCUUCAGUGUUCUCUGCUCCAAGGAAAGUAAUCACAGGUUCAUCCUGUCUAUGUUCAUCCGUGUUAAAGCAUAGCUUGUACUUUGCUCUAUCCUGCCCAUUACUACUUGUCCAUGUAAUUGAAAAAUCCCACAAGUAGACUGAAAAUUUUUAGCUACACAUUAUUUGUAUUUUUUCAAAACUGGAUGAGUAGGGAAGAUGAGAGGAUUUGGGAUGUUGAAAAGAAACUAUUCGAUUCACUGUAUGUGAAUCUGAUUUGCCAGAGCAACUAAUGCUGGGAACAAAAAUGUUAACAAAUAAUUAAUAUCAGGGACUCUAUAAUUUUGCCCUCAAAAGCUGUUGUCAUGUAUGUCUUAUAAUAACUACAAAAGAAGUGCAUAGUACAAAAUAUUUGGGUUUGACCUUGUGAUUUAAAAAUAUCUAAAUUGCUGAUAAUCAAAAUCUUAUUUUUGUUAAACUAGUUAUUGUUUAAGAAAUAUAUGAAAGCGUUGUUGUUUGUAUCCUCGUGCUUCUGAUGUUAAAGUUUUUACAAACUAGCUCUACUAGCCAUGAAAGGUUGAAAUCCAUGGUAGAUUGGGCAACAGUAAAUUAUGGGCGAUUCUUAUUUUCCUCAAAUUUCUAAAUUCCAGUGAGUACAGGUCCAAACGCUCCUCAUUCCUGGAAUGAAACCCAUGAACCUCCUCUGGACUCUCUCCAAUGACAACACAUCCUUUCUGAGAAAUGGGGCCAAAAAAUGUUGACAAUACUCUAAGUGAGGCCUGACUAGUGUUUUAUAAAACUUCAGCAUUAUCUCCUUGCUUUUAUAUUCUAUUCCCCUUGAAAUAAAUGCCAACAUUGCAUUCUUCUUCUUUACCACAGACUCAACCUGUAAAUUAACCUUCUGGGAAUCUUGCACAAGGACUCCUACGUCCCCCUGCACCUCUGAUGCCCAUUUAGGUAAUAGUCCACACUAUUGUUCCUUUUACCAAAAUGCAUUAUCAUACAUUUCCCAACACAGUAUUCCAUCUGCAACUUUUUUGCCCUUUUUUCUAUUUGUCUAAGUCCUGCUGCAAUGGUAUUGCUUCCUCAACACUACCUACCCCUCCACCUAUCUUCGUAUCAUCCGCAGACAUUAUCACAGAGUCAUCAAUUCCAUUAUCCAAAUCAUUGACAAACAAUGUGAAAAAUAGCGGUCCCAAUACUAACCCCCAAGGAACACUACUAGUUACCAGCAGCCAACCAGAGAAGACUCCUUUUAUUCCCUCUCGCUGCCUGCUGCCUGUCAGCCAUUCCACUAUCCAGUAUCUUUCCUGUUACACCAUAGGAUUUUAUCUUGUUAGCAGCCUCAUGUGUGGCACCUUCUCAAUUGCCUUCUGAAAAUCCAAGUAAAUUACAUCCACUGCCUCCCCUUUGUCCGCCCUGCUUGUUACUUCCUCGAAGAACUCUAACAAAUUUGUCAGGCAAGAUUUCCCUUUACAGAAACCAUGCUGAUUUUGACUUAUUUUAUCAUUGGUCUCCAAAUACUCUGAAGCCUCAUCCUUAAUAAUAGACUCCACGCUUUCCCAACCAAUGAAGUUAGGCUAAGUGGCCUUUAGCUUCCUUUUUUUUGCCUUCCUCCCUUCUUAAAGAGGGGAGUGCCAUUUGCAAUCUUCCAGUUCUUUGGGACCAUGCCAGAAUCAAGUGAUUCUUGAAAGAUCAUGACCAAUGCAUCCGUUAUCUCUUCAGCAACCUCUCUCAGGACUCUGGAAUGUAGUCCAUCUGGCCCAGGUGACUUAUCUACCUUAAUACCUUUGAACUUGUCUAGCACUUUUUCCACCUUAAACCCUUCCCAUCCUAUGAAUCAAAAUCACUGACAUACAGUGUAAAAUUUGCAGCAGCAGUACAAUGCAAGACACGUAAGUUAGUAUAAACAACAAUCAGCAGCGUUUAAAACUGCUCUCACAAAUUGCUUCAGUUUCUGCUCAGUAUUCCCACCAGUCUUUACAUGGGUUUUAAUAGAUGCAUCAGAUUGACACUUCAUAUGCUGUCAAUUAUUCUCUUUACAGGAUUGACAAAAUCGAUGGAUUCUUGUUUAGGGAAAAGCAAAGUGAUAAUGCUUAGGUCACUUUUAGCUUUCCUUUAUUUUCCACAUCACUGUUUUCCUCAUGUCAGCACUUCGGUAAUUCUAAAACCCCUUACAUCUUUAUAGAUAGAGAUUUGUGUCAUAGAUUUCCGAGUACAAAGGAUCACCAGAAAGCAAAUGACCAAAACAGAGAACUGCAUGAGUAGUUGAUAUAUGUAAACAUAUUUUAAAAAACUAUAUAUCCAAAUUAGAGAAGAAAUCUGCCAUAUAAAAGUCAGAACAUUUCACAUACAUCAAUGCGAUUUGGGGGAUUCCUAUAGAUUAUAGCACAGAAGUAAGACAUUCAGAGCAUGUUAGAUUAUAAACAAGAGAAUCUGCAGAUGCUGGAAAUCCAAGCAACACACACAGAAUGCUGGAGGAACUCAG
Mobula hypostoma (lesser devil ray) is the source of this 19287-nucleotide messenger RNA. Its product is annotated as low-density lipoprotein receptor-related protein 1-like. The coding region runs from base 135 to 13844 and encodes 4569 amino acids. Gene Ontology annotation, cellular component: plasma membrane; signaling receptor complex. NCBI's taxonomy places the organism in Eukaryota, Metazoa, Chordata, Chondrichthyes, Myliobatiformes, Myliobatidae. The transcript has 90 exons. Gene Ontology annotation, molecular function: calcium ion binding; low-density lipoprotein particle receptor activity; protein binding. The record is from RefSeq and is a predicted model, not a curated record.